This is a messenger RNA of Linum tenue, 375 nucleotides long. Lineage: Eukaryota; Viridiplantae; Streptophyta; Magnoliopsida; Malpighiales; Linaceae. The record is from the annotation of a GenBank genome assembly.
AUGGAAGACUACAACACCCACCAAUCUCCUCCUCCUCCGUACGAUCUCAUAAUCCUCGGAGCGUCCGGAUUCACCGGCAAGUACGUUUGGGCUGCCCAUCCCAACUCUCCACCUCCCUCCAUCCCGAUCCUCUCCGCCGACACCACCGACCCUGCUUCCCUUCGCCUGCUAUGCUCCCAAACCAGGCUGCUCCUCAACUGCGUCGGCCCAUUUCGUCUCUACGGCGACCCUGUCGUUGCCGCCUGCAGCCAGACCGGCUGCGAUUACUUGGAUAUCUGCGGGGAGCCCGAGUUUAUGGAGAGAAUGGAAGUCAAUUACCAUGACCAGGCUGUCGAGAAGGGCUCUCUGAUCGUUUCGGCUUGUGGGUUCGAUUAG